GCCAGCCAGAGAGAAGAUAUGGAUAGAUUAAUAAGUUUAGAACCAUCAAAGUUGGUUCCGAUACGCAUCGAGGCAGGUCAGAGAUGUUACGGUGAGUUAACCUUACGUAAUGUUAUGUACACGAUGCCUGUUGCAUUUCGAUUUCAACCUGUCAACAAACUUAAAUAUACUAUUCGUCCACAAACUGGUAUUAUCUCGCCUCUAGCAUCGGUCACUGUUGAGAUCGUGUACGUUAUGCCACUGAAUUCGACUCUCCCCGACUAUUUUCCGAUAUCGCGUGAUGAUUUCCUCUUGCAUAGUGUUGUAGUUCCUGGUGCAGCUAUUAAAGAUUCAGCAUCAUCUUUUGAUGCGGUUCCUAAUGAGUGGUUUACUCUCAAAAAGAAACAAGUUUUUACUGAUAGUGGAGUCAAAGUAAUUUUCGUCGGGUCGCCGAUUCUUGCUCAGCUCGUGUUAGAUGGCUCAAUGGAAGAACUUCGGGAAGUUCUAGAGAAGAGUGACUCAUCCUGGCACCCAGCUGACUCAGUCGACUCAUACGGUCAACCACUACUUCAUUUGGCAAUAUCUCAGCGCCGAGCAGAUCUCGUACAGCUUUUACUUGAGUUUGAGCCUGAUAUGGAAGCACGAAAUCGGUCUGGUCGUACUGCACUUGAAGCUGCGGUUGCAGCUGGAGAAGCUCUGAUCGUUGAACUUUUACUGGCGCGCCGAGUUAGUACUGAUAGAUCUGAGUCAUCGGAUUAUGGCCCAAUUCAUUUGGCAGCUCAAGGAGGGCAUUUAGAGAUUAUGAGACUAUUACUGCUCAAAGGAGCUAAUUUUGAUACACCAACAAGUGACGGCCGUACACCGUUGCACCUUGCAGUUGCAGAGCGCAAAAGAGACUGUGUAAAACUCCUGUUAGCAAAUGGUGCAAGGACUGAUAUCGGCAGUACAAUUGAUGGUGAGACGCCAUUACAUUUAGCUGCAAAUUUAGGCGAUGAACAAAUGGUCAAGUUGCUACUACAAAAAGGAGCAAACAAAUACAUUCAUGACAAAUACGGUAAAACACCUUACGAUAUGGCAGCAGAAUCGGGUCAAUCCCGUCUUUAUGACGUGUUGGGUUUAGGUGAUCGGCUUUCGAUUGCUUCACGGAAAGGCGAGUUACGUACAAUUCACCGACUUCUAGAAAGGGGUGCAUCCAUUAAUGGGAAAGAUCAGCAUGGCUGGACCGCACUGCACCGAGCAGCGUUUAAAGGAAAGAUCGAUAUUGUCCGAAUGCUGCUUGAUAAGGGUGCAGACAUUGAUUCAAGAGAUGAAGAUGGGUAUACUGCAUUGCAUUGUGCCAGUGAAGCUGGUCAUGGUGAGGUUAUUGAAUUGCUUGUCAAAAGAGGUGUUGAUAUUGAAGCACAAACUAACAAGGGUUUAUCUGCAGUGCAUAUUGCUGAGUCAUUGCAGUACUCAGGGAUUACAAGGAUAUUGACACAAGGGGGUGCGAAUAAUGAUAAUAGAAUUGUGGGUUCGAAACUUGGUGGAAACAAUUAUGGGUCGUUUGGAACUGGUAAAGAGAUGGAAAAUAAUGAAGUUAUUAUUAAAAAGAAACCAAGUCGAGGAAGAGCUAUGAGGAGUAGUUUGGAUAGGUCCAUGCCUAUGGCUGUUCUUUGA
This is a messenger RNA of Papaver somniferum (opium poppy), 1635 nucleotides long. RefSeq names its product ankyrin-1-like. The transcript has a single exon. The record is from RefSeq and is a predicted model, not a curated record. Gene Ontology annotation, molecular function: protein binding. Lineage: Eukaryota; Viridiplantae; Streptophyta; Magnoliopsida; Ranunculales; Papaveraceae. Bases 19 to 1635 code for a protein of 538 amino acids.